AUGGAGGACGCAAAGCGACCAGUCUUUGGGGCCGAGGCGGAGCGCAUCGGAACCCGAUUGGAUGAGGCAACAGAUGAGUUCCUCAAGGAAACGAAGAGCUGCAGAGCCUUACAGAUUCCACCCGGGCAGGAUCAACUAACAGCAAUGGAGUAUGUGGCUUAUCUUGGCAUCAACCUUCAGUUGGAACCAGAGCUAUCUUGGGUGGCCAGGGAGAUGCUCGCAGCUCCAAUGCCACCUCAAGCAGAGAUGAAGGUUAGCAAGGCUGGUGUGUGUUACUUCCAUGACCUGCUGAAUGACUACUACACAAUUGAGCACCCUCUGACUCAGAGGUAUCUCAAAGUCUUGGAGCGCCAGCGACUGGACCUCCUGUGCCUGCGGACGAAGCCGUCUGUGAAUGGCCUCCUCUUCUCACAGCCAGACAUGCUCUUCAACAAGCAGUUUCGCAACCUGCAGAUCCCCUGUCAAUCCUGCGGGGUCAUGCAGUCCACGUUGAAAUGCAAUCAGUGCCUCAUGUCCUUCUGCCAAUCUUGUGCAGAUGCCCUGCACAAGAAUGCGCUCGGCCCAAGGUUUGAUGAAGUGCUAGCACAUUACAAGGCUGAGGGCUACACGAAGAAGGAGGUGGAAAGCUACUGGGAUCAGGUCUGCAAGCCUGCCAAGGAGAAGAAGGAUACGAAGGCAAAAGUUAAAGAUGCCAAAGCCAAGGCUGCACCUGCAGCCAAGGUUGAGAAAACCGCUCCAAAGGCAAAAGCUGCUCCAGCACCCAAGGCACAGGCACAACCUGAGGCCAAGCCGAAAGCAAAACCAAAAGCAAAGGCAGAAGCGAAGGCCAAAGCAUUGCGUGGUGCAAAAGAUGCAGCCGACGAGGUUGACGCACCUGCAAGCACGCGUCUGCCCAGAACGCGCGCGGUCCUGAAGGAUAUGAAGCGCCGUGAAAAGGACUGGCGCAUCGGUGCCAUCAUAUACCAGCUGUUUGUGGACCGUUUCGCGCCGCCCGAUGACUUCGAAGCUAAGAAGAAGCUGUACCCAGACGAAGCAACCUUCCACGGUUGGAAAGAGCUUCCGAAGGGAGGACAACUUGUGGAAUCAGCUGGAUACUACAGUAACGAGCUAGCUUUUUGGGGCGGUGAUCUACCAAGCCUCACUUCCAAGCUCGACUACAUUGAUAGCCUAGGUGUGGAUGUGCUGUACUUGCAGCCUAUCACAAAAAGCUACUCCAACCACAAGUAUGACACCAUAGAUUACAAAAAGUUGGACUCGCAGUAUGGCACUGAUGCCGACUUCAAGACCUUGUCCAACAAGGUGCACGAGAAGGGCAUGAAGCUGGUGCUCGACUUUGUGUUCAAUCACUGCGGCAAGCGCUGCCAGAUGGUGCAGGAUGCACUUAAAGAUAAAUCGUCGCCGAAGCGGAAGUUCUUCUUCAUGGGCGACGAGUAUAAGCCGCACGGCUACAAGGUUUGGGGCUGCGCGCCCGCUUUAGUUGAGUUUGCUCUUGAAGACAAGGAGCUGCAGAAGCACUUGUGGGACGCGCCAGACUCGGCUUUGGCCACCUGGCUUUCCAAAGGUGCGGAUGGAGCUCGUCUGGAUGUUGCCUCCGAAAUAGGCCUGGAGCUUUUGGCUUCCAUCACUCGUGCAGCGCACAGGUACAAGAAGAAUAGUCUGGUCAUUGGGGAGGUUUGGGCGUACUCACCCCAUUGGACACAAGCGAUGGACGCCGUCAUGAGCCUUCACAUGGGUGUGCUGAUCUAUGGCCUGGCCGAGGGCGAUCUCCCUGGGCCAUCAGCAGCACAGCACCUGUCCAGGAUGAUUGCCGAUUCCAGCAUGGACGAGGUAUUGAAGUGCUGGAUAGUUGUCAGCAACCAUGAUAUGCCGCGACUGGCCCACAGGCUACCUGAUUUGCAGGCGCGGAAGUUUGCCCAGUGCUUGCAGUUUACGUGGCCCGGCUGCCCUUUGGUAUACUAUGGAGAUGAGCUCGGGCUCGAAGGUGGUGAGGACCCGCACAACCGAGCUCCCAUGCCCUGGGAACGCAACAAUGCGCAGAAUGAGAUGUUGAAGCACACGAAGAUGUUGACACAGCUUCGGAAGCAGAACCGAGCUUUGAGAAUAGGUGAGUACAGGGACCUGCCUACCAUGAAGCUGAUGGCUUUCAUUAGAACUACAGAUCGUGUAAGCGAUGUGGUUAUUGUCCUGGCAAAUCCGACCUCGGAGGUGGUGAAGGAGAUGGUUGUGGUGCCAGUCCCUGGAAUCUUGGGCCACACGCUGUUCAAGGAUCAACUGAGCGGAGAGGAGACACGUUUGCUGGGCUCCACGCUGACGGUCGACGUUGCUCCAAAAACAGUGCGAGUGUAUGCGAUGGCGAAUGAGCAGGGGAAUCCCAGCGGUGACCAAUACAAGCGCACAUGGGGACACUGGGCCUCCUUUGCCAGCGUCAAACCCUGA
Messenger RNA from Symbiodinium pilosum, 2436 nucleotides. Lineage: Eukaryota; Dinophyceae; Suessiales; Symbiodiniaceae. The record is from the annotation of a GenBank genome assembly.